AUGAUAGUCUCGAUGUACUUUAAUACCAUCAAAAACUUCAUCAAUCUCAAGAUUGUAUGUAAGAAGUUCAAUGACAACAUGAAGAAGUUUCACUUCAACCCAAUUCCAUUGACUAACAAAACAUUUAAACAUUUUCCAAACAUCGAGACACUUCAUUUGUGGAAAAAACACAAUGAAAAUUUUGGGAAUGGAUUUAUUAUCAAUAUUGUUGAGGGUGAUCAUGAAUAUUAUGAAGAAAUAAACAAAAGAAAAAAGGUUAUUAGAAAAAAAGUGUUUUACGAAAUUAUCGUGUGGUUCGAAGUAGAUUAUGUAACUGUUUUCAAAAACAGUGGUUUAAACAUAAAAUUUAAAAAUGUGAUUUAUACUAAAAAUAACACAAAAGUAUAUGGCUUUAAAAUACCACAGUGCAUUGGAUCUUUACAAGAUAAUUGUUUUAGUGAAUGUAAAAUAAUAAGCAGUAUAGUCAUACCUCCAAACAUCAGAUCUAUCAGUUCUGGUUGUUUUUAUGGGUGUUGUAAUUUGGGCAAUAUAGAAAUAUCAACAAAUAUAACGUCAUUUGGUAAUUAUUGUUUCUUUGGAUGUGAAAAAUUGAGUAAUAUUGUUAUACCAUCAAGUGUGACAAGAAUUGGUGAAUAUUAUUGGUUAUCGUUUAAUCUAAGCAGUGUGACUAUACCAUCAAGUAUAACAUCAUUUAGUAAUAAGUGCUUUAGUAAAUGUAGCAAUCUAAUCUCUAUAGAAAUUUCAACAAGUGUGAUAAAAUUUGGUUAUAAAUGUUUUAAUAAAUGUGGCAGUUUAAGUAGUGUGGUUAUUCCAUCAAGUGUGACAUUCAUUGGUGAAUGUUGUUUUUCUGGAUGUAGUAGUCUUAAAAGUGUAAGUGUGCCGUAUAAUAUCACAUUAAUCAGCAAUAAAUGUUUUCAUAAAUGUAGAAGUUUGAGUAGUAUUGUAAUUCCAUCAAAUGUAAUAAAAAUUGGUGAUCAUUGUUUUUGUAAUUGUGUUGGUCUGAGUUCCGUAGAAUUGCCAUUGAUAAAAACAUUUGGCAGCUAUUGUUUUUAUAAAUGUAUCAGUCUGAGCAGUGUGACAAUACCAUCAAGUGUCACGUUGAUUGAUAAAAAAAUUGUAAUAAUACCACAAGGUGUGAUAACACUUGAAAAUUGUUGUUUUGAUGGAUGUUCGAGUUUGAGUAAUAUUGUAAUUUCAACAAGUGUUACAUCGAUUGGAGACAAAUGUUUUAGAGGAUGUAAUAAGCUUGUCAGUGUGACUAUACCAUCGAGUGUCAUGUAUGUCGGUGAUAAUUGUUUCAGCACACUGUUAUUAUUCAAAAGAGUAAUUAAAAUGAAACUGUUAUUUUUGUGUGACACUAUUACAAAGAUGGUGUUUUUUAAUAACAAACAGAAUUAUUAA
Entamoeba invadens IP1 is the source of this 1401-nucleotide messenger RNA. RefSeq lists its product as hypothetical. The transcript is spliced from 4 exons. The record is from RefSeq and is a predicted model, not a curated record. NCBI's taxonomy places the organism in Eukaryota, Evosea, Mastigamoebida, Endamoebidae. Bases 1 to 1401 code for a protein of 466 amino acids.